Drosophila takahashii is the source of this 2374-nucleotide messenger RNA. Lineage: Eukaryota; Metazoa; Arthropoda; Insecta; Diptera; Drosophilidae. The record is from RefSeq and is a predicted model, not a curated record.
AUUGGAGGCGUCGCUUGUCUGAGUAUCAACAACUCGAAUUUAAUUGAUAAAAGCAAUUGCAGGGCGCAAGACGAACGGGAAUUUGAGUUAAAAUUAGUGCAACUAUGGAGUCCCGAUUGCCCAAGCCGUCGUCGGCCCUGAAAAGACCCCAGAUGCCGGUGAAAACCAUACUGCCCACAGAUCGCAUUCGCGCAGGAGGCACUGCAUCAGGAUUGGGAGCAGCUAGUAGCACCAGCGCCUUCAAUGUCAACCAGACGUACUGCGGAAACCUGCUGCCUCCACUGUCCCGGGACCUCAACAAUCUUCCCCAGGUGCUGGAGCGCCGAGGAGGUGAGUAAAUGAUAAGGUUUCCUUUAAGGAUUCCCUUCUAAUCCUUUGUUUCCCCAACAGCACGUGCCGCCUCGCCGGAACCCAUGAAGCUGGGCAAUCGGGCCAAGCUAAGACGCAGUCGCAGCGCCUGCGACAUCAACGAAAUGCGCGGAAACAAACGCACCGCUGCUGCUCCCAGUUUGCCCAGCAUUCCCAGCAAAGUGUCCCGCCUGGGAAGCACUUUGACUGCCCCUGGUCAGCGUCCUGGGCGUCCGGCGGUCACAGCAGCAGGCAGUGCCUCCUUAGCUGCCAAGAAACCCACAGUAUCUCGCCCUGCUCCCCGAGCUGCGGCGCCUGCGGCCACCAAAAAGCCCACAGGAGGUGGGGCAUCCACCGCAGGAUCUGCCACUGCAGCUCCAGCCAAGCGGAUUGCUCCCUACGACUUCAAGGCGCGCUUCCAUGACCUACUCGAGAAGCACAAGGUGCUGAAGACCAAGUACGAGAAGCAGAUAGAGGACAUGGGCGAACUGGAGUCCAUGCCCAUGCAGCUGGAGGAGGCGCAGAGCAAGCUCUUCGCGACGGAGAGCUCGCUGAAGAACACGCAGACGGACAACGAGUGUCUGCAGCGGCAGGUGAAGCAGCACGCGAAGAACAUAGAGACGAUCACCUCGUCGCUGGGCAGGACCAAGGAGGAGCUCUCCGAGCUGCAGGCCAUACAUGAGAAAGUGAGAACGGAGCACGCUGCCCUGAGCACGGAGGUGGUGCAUCUGCGCCAGCGCACCGAGGAACUGCUGCGCAGCAACGAACAGCAGGCCGCCGAGCUGGAGACUUGCAAGGAGCAGCUCUUCCAGUCGAACAUGGAGCGCAAGGAGCUGCACAACACGGUGAUGGAUCUGCGCGGCAACAUCCGCGUCUUCUGUCGAAUACGACCUCCUUUGGAGUGCGAAGAGAAUCGCAUGUGCUGCACGUGGACAUAUCACGAUGAGGCCACCGUGGAGCUGCAGAGCAUCGAUGCGCAGGCCAAGAGCAAGAUGGGCCAGCAGAUCUUCUCCUUCGAUCAGGUCUUCCAUCCGCUCUCCUCGCAGUCCGACAUCUUCGAGAUGGUCUCGCCGCUCAUCCAAUCGGCGCUGGAUGGCUACAACAUCUGCAUCUUUGCCUACGGACAGACGGGCAGUGGCAAGACCUACACGAUGGACGGCGUGGCCGAGAGUGUGGGCGUCAUUCCGCGCACCGUGGACCUCCUGUUCGACUCCAUUCGGGGCUAUCGCAAUCUGGGCUGGGAGUACGAGAUCAAGGCCACCUUCCUGGAGAUCUACAACGAGGUGCUGUACGAUCUGCUGAGCAACGAGCAGAAGGACAUGGAGAUACGGAUGGCCAAGAACAACAAGAACGAUAUCUACGUGUCGAAUAUCACAGAGGAGACGGUAAUGGAUCCCAAUCAUCUGCGGCAACUGAUGCACACGGCCAAGAUGAACAGAGCCACCGCUUCGACGGCCGGCAACGAGCGCUCCUCGCGCUCGCAUGCCGUCACCAAGCUGGAGCUGAUCGGACGCCAUGCCGAGAAGCAGGAGAUAUCGGUGGGCUCCAUAAACCUCGUGGAUUUGGCCGGAUCUGAGUCCCCGAAGACGAGUACCCGCAUGACCGAGACAAAGAACAUCAAUCGCUCGCUGUCGGAGCUUACGAACGUAAUCCUCGCGCUGCUGCAGAAGCAGGAUUACAUUCCGUACCGCAACUCCAAGCUGACCCACCUCCUGAUGCCCUCGCUGGGCGGCAACUCAAAGACCCUUAUGUUCAUCAAUGUUUCGCCCUUCCAGGAUUGUUUCCAAGAGUCCGUGAAGUCGCUGCGCUUUGCCGCCUCCGUGAACUCGUGCAAAAUGACCAAGGCCAAGAGGAAUCGCUACCUGAACAGCUCUGUGGCGGCCAACAGCAGCACGCAGAGCAACAGCAGCGGAAGUUUCGAUAAAUAAAUUUAAGAAUUCUACAAUUUUCUAACCUGUUAUUGCUUAUAAUUUAUGUGUGUUUACUUUUAGUGCAAAAACAAAACUAAUAAAGUGCUGGAAUUCAA